Molecule: messenger RNA, 9734 nt
Organism: Pocillopora meandrina
Lineage: Eukaryota; Metazoa; Cnidaria; Anthozoa; Scleractinia; Pocilloporidae
Source: the annotation of a GenBank genome assembly
ACCGAGUCCCUCUAAGCGUAAUUUUCAUUUCCCUGUCGGCUCAAGAAUUAAUGGAUAAAAGUACGUAAAACUGGUAGAAUUUUCCACAGGAACUGAAGCAGCAAUAUGCAAUCAAAGGAUAUAGUAAGCACGUUAAAGAAGUUCGACGCAUACCCCAAGACGCUCGAAGAUUUUCGAGUGAAAACUUUCGGUGGAGCGGCAGGUACGCUAUGAAGCUUGUAACUUUAAAUAGGAUUUAGUUGAGGUAAAAUUAGUUACAUACUGCCGCUAAGUGAAAGACAAAUGAUAUGUGUUUUAAUCUAGUUGGGUUAUUGAAAUCAUCAAAAUAGCUGGUAGUUAAAAUGUAAACUAUUUUAUGUGUAUGUGUGGGAAAACCUUUGCAAAGUUAGUUAUGCACUUUGUUACGUGGCGAUUUCUACGGUAACCAUGAAGGAUGCAUGUGUAAUCAUUUUAUGAUAACCGUAAAAAUAUAAUGUUUAUAUGGCUAGCCAGUGUUCAGGAUCUUAAAUCAAGUCUAUAAGCCACUUUUAGGCAGUAAUUAGUUACAAACGUGUCGAUUGACUGACCCAUCCGACGGUCAGGUUUUCUGACAGUUGGUUUAUCCAAUCAAAUGCGUCCAUGUGUUUAGGGGGCCUGAAAUAAUUAUCUACAUCAAUACAACAACAACCUCCUAGAUAGUGGAGAUAUAUAGAAAAAAGAGCCAGGAGUCCUGCAUAUUAAACUUGAAUUUAAGGCCUUUACAUAAUAAUUCCUAUGUUAUGUUUUAAAUAUUGUCUAGUAUUACCACAAAGUAUGCUCUGGGUUGGUGCUUGUGGUAGUGUAAAACCUCUUUCUGUGUCCUCUGGUUUCUGCCCUCCACGAAAACCAACAUCCAAAUUUCAGUUUGACCUGGAAACAGUGGACUAGUAGAGCUAUGCUGUGGAAUGUCCCCUGCUAAAUUACCGUUAUUAUUAUUAUUUUUAUUUUUAUUUUUACAUUUCUCUUUGGAUUCCUCCUCAGUGACAUUGGUUAGUGGAUUGCUGAUGUUCCUUCUGUUUGUAUCAGAAUUAAGUUUUUACUUAUCAACAGAGGUAAGAGAUUUAUUAAUGACAGAAUAUUUUAUAUUAAGUUACUUAUGGCUUUAAAUGUAAGAAAUUUCCUUUUCUAAGUCUUUUCUGAACCAAACUUUUAAGUUUUUUUUAAGCCAAAAAUGUGAUUCCAUCAACUGACAAAUUUUUUAAAUAAUUAAUUUGCAGGUUACACCAGAACUAUAUGUUGAUACUGCCCGUGGAGAAAAGCUUAGAAUUAAUGUAGAUAUCAUUUUCUCAAAAUUACCUUGUGUUUGUAAGUACUUUUUUCAGUUUUCAUUUUGUUGUAGACAACUGACAUAUAGGAUAAAAAAGUAUAAUAUUUUUUUAAAAGGGAUGAUUUUCUAAAGAAGCUGUGAAGCUACAUCCCAAGGGAUGUUUAGAGUUAAUUUGGUUUUAUCAACUGUAAAUUGUCACCGUAAUAAGGUUUUAAAACUGACAUUUUGAACAUUCGCCCAUCGUCAGAGCAUUGACAAAGGACUAAUACUUGAAUUGUUGGGAAUAACAUUUAUAUGGUGUGCACCAGAUAUAGCUGAAGUCAAAAUUUAACCAGUGAUUUUGACUUGCAUUUGGAUACUUUUCACAGUCUUCCCACUCUUGAUCCACCAAUGGGGGUUAGGGGAAGUGUAUGGAAGUAUUGAACGAAAUACCUACCUAGGGAAUAAGGCUUUAAAGUUAAUAACCUGUGGUCAGAUUUUAUUCAUGGGGGAGAACACACAAUUCAGUGGCAGUACACUGUGUUCUCCUCUAAGAGAAGACUUGAUCAUGAUGGCUGGAUAGGAAAUGUACAAGGAUCAGCAAUAUGUGUAUCAAGUACAGUAAAGGCCUUGUUCAAAACUGUGAUCAAGUUAUGAUAACCUAUGAAUUAAAAGACUUUUUUCUGUCUUUCAGAACAAAAACUAGCCAACUUUAAAAACUGCACCAGUAUGUGAAACUUAUUCAUGUCUAAUUGUAUUUCAGAUUUAAGUAUAGAUGCCAUGGAUGUAUCUGGUGAACAACAGGUAUUGUGUGAAUUGAUUUGAAAACUGUACUAAAAUUAAUGAACACUUUAAUCCCCUAAGAAUGACUAGCAUCUGAUUUCCCCCUAGGAUAUUAUUCCUGAAUCAAAGGCUAAGGUCACAAGAAUAACAGAAAGGAUCACUGACCAUACAAACUCUUAUCUGUUUUACAAAUUCUCCUUGUCAGCACCUUAGGAAAUGUAUAGAGAACAGUAUGGAGAAUAUGCAUACUGAUGUUAGGGUGUGAAAGGUUAAUUAUAUGUCAUUUACAUCUUUGAUAUUUUAGAGCAGUGGUGUAAUGUAAUAGUUAUCUAUUUUGCACACAGAUUGAUGUAAUGCAUAGUAUAUUUAAAACAAGAGUGGAUUUGGAUGGAAAACCUAUAGAUGAAAAUGCAGAAAAAGGAGGUUGGUAAAUAAAUUUGCAUCAAAAUGUAGUACAACUUUUUUUCUGUAAAAUUAACAAUUUUUAGUUUGAUCUAUAUGAAUAUACAUUAAUCAAUCUAUUUUUUCUCUCUCCUAAACAGAUCUAGGUGAUAAGAGCCACGAGGCCAAAGAGUUACUUGAGGUGAGUUAACCCUUUAACUCCCAUGAGUGACCAAGAUGUAAUUUCUCCUUACCAAAUCAAUACAACAGCAAACAGACAAGUGUUGAGAAUAAAGAAAAAUAAUUAUCAGUUAGGGGAUCUGAUCUGAAAAGUUUUUUUUGUUCUUGUAACAUCACAGUUGGGUUCUUACACAUGUAAUCCUAGAGGAAGUGAAACUCCAGACUGUUGUUUAAUUCACCACAGAUCUGAUCUGGAAAGUUUUUUUUGUUCUUAUAACAUCACAGUUGGGUUCUUACACAUGUAAUGUUAGAGGAAGUGAAACUCCAGACUGUUGCUUAAUUCACCACAUGAUUAUUUCCUUUACAGCUUGAUCCCAACAGAUGUGAAUCUUGUUAUGGUGCAGAGACAGCUGGAAAGACUUGCUGUAAUACAUGCGAAGAUGUGAGGGAAGCCUACAGAAGGAAAGGAUGGGCGUUAUCAGAAAUAGACAACAUCAAACAGGUAAUGUCUCAAAACGAAACAUUCCCAGCUUGAGUCCUUUUGUUCCUUAAGCCUUUUAUGUUUUUAAUCUGUAAUCUUUUCUCUUAUUUUUAGUCAUUUUUUAUGCAACAGUAUUAAAACUGCAAUUCCUGAACCUUUUAACUUCAGUGUCUCAGGGAAGGUUGGAAAGACAAACUUCAGGAGCAGAAAAAUGAAGGCUGUUUAGUGACUGGUCAUCUGGAAGUUAACAAGGUUUGUUAUGAAAUUUAAUUGAAUAAGAAGUUGGAGUAUUUCUUUCCACACAAUGUUAUACAAAUUUCCUUUCAUUGUCCAGAAAUGCUGUUCAUUCAGUAUUGCUCAGGUUGUUGUAAUUUCAACUGUCAUAGGUGGCUGGGAACUUUCACUUUGCCCCUGGAAAAAGUUUUCAACAACAUCAUGUUCAUGGUAGGGUGAACUGAAAGGAUUAUCUGUCAUUUUUUUUUAAUUUCUAAACUGAGCUGAACUGAACUGAAACUGUACCUAACUCUGGAAGCUAUCACUACUGGUAAAUCAUUUAUAAAAAAACAAAUGGAUGAAUGAGUAAAGAAAUGAAAUAAAAAAAUAAGUGGAUAAAUAAAAUGCAUAAAUUAAUAAAUGUAAAUGAGAAAUCAGGAUAAAAAUGAAUGGGUCAUAACAGCACAAAGUUAAUUACAAAUAAGAUAUAAAUGAAAUUUUGGUUAACAGGAUAAAUCUUUUGUUAAAAGGGGUCAAUUUAAUCCCUAAACUAUCAAGAUCUGAAAGGCAAUUCUCUCAAAAGAAGACAACAAAUUUCUAUGUCAGUGUCCCUUGAUCGACUCAUACAUUUAAUCACCUAUUUGUUUGAUAUUGCACCAAAACUGCAAAGACAUUUUAAGAACUGAUCAAGGUGUGGAAAGUUGUUCAUUUUUUUGUGAUUCUCAUCGUUUUGAUCCUGAAGGAUCAGCUAGAGUUUCAUUGGCAGCUAUGAAGCUGCAAAAAUCUUAGCAAAUAGCAUGACAUAGGAAUUUGACCUACAUACUAAAGUCAAAGUUCACAAAAUUUUUUUGCUAUGGAAAACUAAAAUGUACAUGGUAUGCUCAGUCUGAGCAGAGAGGUGCAUGAUUAAUUUAAAACUUGCGUUUUCUUGAUACAGUAGCUUGAGGGGCUUAGAAUAAUUGUCUCUAACAAUGAAGUCAUUGGCACACGAUUUACUCUGAGGGUAAAAAAAAACCUGGCUUGUGGGGUAGUUGAGUUUGUAGCCAUGCAAAAGAACUUUUCUUUUUUUGUUACUUUGUUUAAAGAACAAAAUGUAACCACAAUUAGAGUUCAACUGGCAGUUACAAUGGUGUCUUUGAAGUUCAGGCCAAGAUGUAGAUACUGCAGACUUUGUUCUCCCUGCUUAAUGCAUACAAUAUUACAUGUAUUUGCUAACAUCAACUCAUUUGAUUCUGUUAAUGACAGCAAAUGUUAUUGUCUCUAAUGGGAAGUGCUAAUUGUGUGUUAGGUAAAUUUGCAUUGUUUGGAUACCAGUUCAAAAUUAUGUCACUGUUCCCUUGAAUUUUGGAAGAGCUCUUUGUAUCUACAUGUAUGCUUUGUCAAAUGUGUAGAAUAAAUUUAAUCAGGGUUAUUUCACUUAAACCUUGACCAUACACACAAUUGCUUCUGUACUGCACUGUGCUGUAUUGUACAUGCUUGUGGUAAAUUCACAUUCAACUUACUAUUCUCUUCUAGAAUUUAAACAACACAUUAGAAUUUAUUUAAUUUAAUGCAUCUAAACCUUUAAAAAUUAAAAUGUUACUGCUGAGUACAAAAUCAGUGAACACAUUUAAAACACCAUUAAAUAACGUUUGUUAAUUUUUUUAAAUCAGUUACACUCCAAUCAAUAAAUUGAUCUGAGUGAUUCUUGUACUUAACACUAUUCAUUGCCUCAUUAACACACCUCUCACACACCCUUUUGCACUUUGCAGUCUCCAUUCUCAAGUUAAGCUCAGGGGGAAAUGUUAUUAAACUGAAUAGUAAGUAAAAGGCUGUUAUAUCGUGCUAAACUGGAGUGCAAGGCAGUCAUUUCUUGCCAGACAGUCAUUUACAUGGAGUGAUUUAGACUGUAGACAAAUUGAAUUCCUCCUCAUGGGCUUUUCAUGCAAGCAUAGGCAUCAGCAUAACAUUGACACAUAUAGUAUUGCACUAUGGUGAAGGGGCUGUCUUUUGCUGCAUAGAAAUGAAUGCACUGCACACCUCACACUUCUGCUGUCCAAGAGCUCUAUACUGAUAAACUAAAUGCCUUUAGAUACUUUAAAAGUUGAAUUAUAAUAUGAUAAAUUAGGUACCUAUGUUCUAAAAUUUACAUAUAAACUAUAACUUGAGGCAUAUAUAACUGAGAAAAUGCUGUCUAACUUAAAACCAUGAAAGUUUACUUUUUGUUAAAACUUUAACUUGGUUGCGAAAUCGGAAAUACAAAGAUAUAUUUACAAUACUGAUACAUAAUGUAAUUGUAGUAUAACAAAUUCAAGGAUAAUUUACAGAAUCAUUGUUAGACAUUUUCUGCUCAGACUGGGUGUACCUUUUCAACCAAAAUAAAUUGAAAUAAAUGGACAGAAAGUACUUCUGUAGUUAUUUUGAAGAUUUACAGAGUUGUAAGUAGAAAAAAAAAGAGAAAAAAAGAAGGGAAAGGAACUAAAAGAUUUAGCUUAUGUUUAUAAUACCCAAUAAAGUUUCACAUUUAUAUGCCUUGUUUCAUUGAUUUACUUGAGGCUUAAGCUCAGAAACGUUUUUGGAAAGUUGAACAUUAUGAAAACUUCAUUUUAAGUUCCCUAAAUAGGGAGCUACUUAAUCUCUUAUUUUUUUUACAAUAUUUAGUGAUCAUGCAUAGUUAUGUUUAUCAGAGCGCAUUUUAUGUCUUUCAUUACACGUUUCACCCUACAGACAAGGAUUUCAUAGAUUACUUAGCUCAAACAGUUAUGCUGAAUGACUUGUUCUUACAUAUAUUAACACUAUUUUUUUUAUUAUUUUCAUCAGUGCAUGAUUUACAGCCAUUUGGAUCCACUCAGGUAUGUUUUGUACGGUAGACAUCUAUUGAAAAUCUUAAGUUUCAUGUUAGUUAAUUUAGACUUGGUCAUAAAGAGAAGAAGAAAGUUUUGUGUUACCUGUUCAUAGAAACAGGUCUUCUUCCUAUAGAUUCACAUAAAAUCAAAAUCUUUUGUUUUCAUUUCAGUUUAAUCUAUCUCAUCAUAUUCGCCACCUUUCAUUUGGCCAUGAAUAUCCUGGAAUAAAACAUCCCUUAGAUGAUACAUAUAUUUCUGCAGAAGACGGUAAGUUUGCUGUAAAUAUUUCUCCUCCUUUUCUUUAUUAUUUAUUAAAAUUAUCUCGUACAAUUCAUUUUAUGUUAAGGUAAAUGCUUCUUCUACACCUUGCCUAUCUUUUGUUGCUAAUGCAUAGCCUUUUAAAUGAUAUUUAAAAGGUUUAUCUAACUAUUAACAUAUUUUUCUACCUGUUUCAUUGUUCAUGGCUGUAGCUGGAAGCAUGUACCAGUAUUUUGUGAAGAUUGUCCCAACAAUGUAUCGGAAGUUAAAUGGCGAGGUGAGAGUAACAGACUUACCCACCUCAAACCAAUAAGAGCAAAAUUAGUCUUAAACAGUUUUUGAUCAGAGAUAAAAAAAAAAAAAAUUAACACAAGAGUGACUUAUUAGAGAGGCAGCUCAAUAGAUUGUUUUAGUACCAGUCAACGUCUUAAUUACAAAGGAGAUAGGAGAAAGGUUCCUUCACUGUAGUUAUAUUUUCUUUAAUUUCAUUGUCUAUCUACUGGGAAAUGCUUGUUGAUAUUGUAAGCUACUUGUAUCUUGAGUCUUUGAAUAUUUUUUUUGUUUCUUCUAUGGGAUGCCUAUGCAGGUUGUAAGAACUAACCAGUUCUCAGUCACUAAGCACAAGAGAGUGAUAAGACAGGUGUCUGGUGAACAUGGUCUUCCAGGUAUAGUUUAAAUCUGUGUUCCACUUAGUUUUGCAGCCAGUUUAAAGUCAAAGUUUUCUUUCGCAAAAAUUUGGGAAGGGAAGGGGGAAGGUGUUCUCAUGAUUGCCCAGCAAUUCUUUCAGGGGUGGCAAUACUCCUAGUCACUUUUCGUUGUAGAGACUGGGGUUAGCUUUAGGGAUAAUAGGGUCCAAAAACAGUUGUACCCAACUUUUUCUGUUGCUUCUCUUCAUAGGUGUUUUUGUUUUAUAUGAAUUCUCUCCGAUGGUGGUCCAGUACACAGAGAGCAGAAGGUAAGGCCGCAAAUUGUUGGAUUAUAUAGUUGUUCUGUAGUGUUACACCCAUGUGUUAAAUUUCUCUAAGUCAAACUUCUACCCUCAAAAGACUUUUUUGGUGUCAUUGUCCUUGACCUCCUUGUUUGCUUAACUGGGAUUUAGGGUAUUUCUUGUUUGUUAGUCUUGCUAUUUUUAGUAGAAAUUGUAUUUAAAUUAUGGGUGACAGUGCUAGUUUCACACAGAAAGUUUCCUGAGAUUGACUGCCUUGUUUAUUAACUGUGUCUGGGUGUUUUUUUAUACAUGUGCUUUUGUUUGUGAAGCAAUUCUAUGAUUUAUCUUUUCUCUCCCAUUACCUUCAGAUCCUUCAUGCAUUUUCUGACUGGAGUCUGUGCUAUAGUUGGUGGUAUUUUUACAGGUAUGGAGUUAGUGAAAUAUCCAAACCUUUCCUAGUUAGAUACUGUUGUACUACCAUGUAACAAACACUUUAAAAAUAAUAAUUAUAAUAAUAAUAAUAAUAUUAAUAAUAAUACUAAUAAUGCCAAAGAUAGUAAUAGUUAUAAUAUAGCAUCAUUUUUAUUAUUAUCAGUACAAUUAAAUGCUAGUUUUUAAAUUUGAUUCAUAGAGGAUUUUAAUCAAUUAAAAUAAUCUAUAAAUGAUGGUGAUAAGUAAUAAUGCUGAUAAUAGCAAUAACAGUGAUGACAUAUAAUUUAGUAGUACUGUCAUUAAUAAUAUUAAUAACAAAUAAAUUGAUGAUAAUAAUAGUAAUAAUGGUGCACAAUUGAGCAAAAUACAAAUGUAAAUUAAUGAUGAUAACAAUUAAAAUAAUAAUAAUAAUAAUAAUAAUAAUAAUAACAAUAAUGAUGAUGAUGAUGAUGUUAUUAUUCCUGUUUAUUUUUCCUUUCUGAUCUCACAUUCCUAUCUAUUCACAGUUGCUGGACUUGUGGACUCUAUGAUUUACCAUUCAGCUCGAGCAUUGCAAAAGAAAAUUGACCUAGGGAAAGCAAGCUAACGUAUUUUGGAGAAUGGUUGUCAUGUGACCCAAUCUGAUGCAGCAGUGUUAGGCGAAAAUAGACUUUGGGUGACAUAACGGCGAGCUGUACAAACUUUCAUCCACCACCCAGAACAUUUUGGAAAUUUCAAGGCAGUAGAAUUAGAAAUUAUCUCUAGGGACCAGUUUUUAUAUGGAUUUGUAAUAAUAAUCAACAAUAUUGUAGUCUUUUAACUCUUUAUCUACUAGAAAUGAUUAAAAUGUAACUUCCCUCUGCAAUAUCCAAACAUUAUCCAGCAAAUCAAUAACAAGAAUUCUCAUCUUAACAGAUAGUUGGUAUCUUGAUAUAAUACUAAAUUCUUGUAAGUAAGUUACAAGGGAAUGUAUAAUAGCUAGAGGAGAGAGUUAACAGUAAGAUCUUAAGAGUUCAAGGGUUUUAAACGAAAACAAUAUACUACUGGAUCACACUGAAUUACAAGUGUGUGCCACCUUAAAAAAAACCAACCAUAAUUAAUUUAUGAAGCUGUAUUACUUUUCUUAUUUUCGGGGUAUUAGUCAGGGACAAAUGACGAAAUGCCAUUUGGAUGCCCAUCACCUAAUGAUUGAUAGGCUGUCUUCAAUACAUUGUCGCUACAGACUGAAAAUAUUAUUUGAAUGUGCUGAUUUUGAUCGAUGUAAAUCGUUAACGGCAGUUGUGGUUGGUGGUUUCGAUGAUUUUUAUUUAAUUGAAUUGCAUAUAUCAUUUCUUGUGUAUUGACAUUUGAAAUCUAGAAAUCACUAUGAGGUUUAGUACAAUAGUUCAAAAUUGCAAAUCAUAAAAAGAGGCCUGAAAAAUUUGGUUUGUUGCCGCUGAGUGAAAAACUGGAACUUGUAAUUGAGUGAAGAUUAUCCUUGUGUCAUUAUAAAAAAGUUUUUUAAACAUUAGUCUUUCUUGUUGUGACUUGGAAAAUCUUUGAUCCAUUGGAGCCACAUUCAGUGUCGAAAGUAACCCUGGAAUGGAUAGGUUUUGCUUUACCUCUUUCGCUCGCCUCUUUCUCAACCAAUCAGAUGCAAAACUAAAACCAAUCACGACUUGGCCGCGCGUGUUUUCCCGCCCUUCUGGUAGUUUCGUUGUUUUUACCUUGAGUUGUCAUUGGCUCUUCUGUGUAUUUUCCUUUUUUCUGAUUGGUCGUAGUGAUAACUUUGGCUUUAGUUUUACGACACUCAUUCAUUAGCAUCCAGCUAUCAAACCAGUGUGAGAAUAAAGAGGUAAGCUUAAAACUGUUUACUUUAGGUGGCAGAACCUUUCAAAAUAUGUUGUGAAUUCCAUUUUGUUUAAUGCGUAGACCUGGAAAGAACUUAACCGUCCCUGAUCCUAACCAGAAAGGGACAGAUACAUCCUUUAGUGGAGGACUAGGUAAAGUGUUUGAAGAAGUGUCCUUGCU